AUGGAUCCCGAUCACAGUUUCUUCGCGGAUGAGACAUAUCAUCUCCGUGACGAGCAUGAUGUUGCAAAGGACUUGUUCCACCAGCCCUUAGCUUACCAGGCGGCUCCCAACUUUGCGUUCCGUCCGCUGCUCGGUAUAGGCUUGGGCUCGGCGAGCGGCGCCACCUCUGCUGAGCAGCCUCAGGGCCUGCACCUCAGCAUUCCCGGCGCGCCUUUGGUGCGUGCAGACUCGGUGGACUCCAAACAGUACACCCCGAUCAGCGAGUGUGACUGGGCGAGCGCGGAGCUGGACUCAGAUGCAACAUCUCCGGCCUCUGCGACUUACAGUGCGGACAGCCCGGCGACGCCAGAGUUUGGUGACCACGAUGGCGGUUUUACGAAUCACUACUUUCGUUCCGGCAGCCAUAUCAACAACGGGCUCGCUUUGGCCUGGGCCAAGUCUCAAGGUCGGGCGUUUGGUAACCUCACUUCGCAGCUCUCAGAAGCGCGCGAGUUGACCCCGAUGUUCGAGAUGCCCCAGCCAUUGAGCAACAUCGGCGGUGGUCACUACUCCCAUGGCCGCAGUCUUCCAGCAGAUGUCGCAAUCUGCUGGCCUAUCGAUCAUGGUAGGCAUCGCUUCAACGUGGCUUGCGACAAUUACGUGCCGGUCACUGCGCACUCAUCAGCUCCUUCACCUGGUCAGAGCAGCUGUUUUAUCCACGAAGAUGUGCAGAGCAGCAGCAAUUCGAGCUCAUCUCGCAAAGACUCCACGAGUCUCAGCGAGCAUGGCUCUCAGAAGCGUAUCUCGAUCAACUCCAGUGUGUACGCAAUCCAGGAGCGUGAUGCCAAGCUUGGCGCUGGUAAAGCCAAAGGGUGGUCGUACAAGAAGAUCAAGCAGCACUACAAGCUCAAAGAUGCCGAGUCCACCCUGCGCGGACGUUGGCGCACUCUCACUAAGAAAAGCGAGCAGCGUGUGCGCAAGCCAUCGUGGGAGCCAAUUGAUGACCAGCUGCUGGUCGAGGGCUAUGACUACUAUACCAACGGCGGCUCCACCAAGAUUCCGUGGAAGAAAAUCGGUGCCUACAUCAAGGACAGCGGCGGCUUGUAUCAUUUCGGCGGCGCUACCUGCGCGAAGAGGUAUCGCGAGCUUGACGAGGCUGGGAGGGUGUAG
Recurvomyces mirabilis is the source of this 1149-nucleotide messenger RNA. RefSeq lists its product as uncharacterized. Bases 1 to 1149 code for a protein of 382 amino acids. The record is from RefSeq and is a predicted model, not a curated record. The transcript has 2 exons. NCBI's taxonomy places the organism in Eukaryota, Fungi, Ascomycota, Dothideomycetes, Mycosphaerellales, Teratosphaeriaceae.